AUGUCUUCUGCCAGCGACUACGCCGAAAACGGCCAACAUCUCACUGAAGAGAAUGAUCGUUCUGCCAUGGCUCAGAACGGAAAGCACAAGGACAGCGACAGAUCGCAGAGUGACUCGGAUGAUGACCCUCAAUAUGCCACAUCCUACAGGCUUAUUGCCAUCAUGUUGACGAUCAACCUGAGCACCAUGGUUUCCGCUCUGGAUCUGGGAAUCGUGGCCACAGCUAUUCCUGCCAUCACCGAAGACUUCCAUUCCCUAAACACGAUCGCCUGGUAUAGUGCUGGCUGCUUCAUUCUCGUUGGAGCUUCCAGUGCUACGUGGGGGAAACUGUUCACCUAUUUUCCGGCUACGAUUGUCUAUAUGAGCGCCCUUGUGAUAUACAUGAUUGGAAGCGUCGUUGCCGCCCCAGCUCCAAACUCCGUUGCCCUGAUUAUCGGACGAGCCAUUCAGGGUUUUGGCUGCUCGGGAACUUUAGGCGGCUCGGUCUUGCUCAUCAACUUCACUGCGGCGCCCAAGGCUCAGCCCAUGCUGAUCGGAAUUUGGAUGGGCGUCUUUAUGGGCGCCACCAUCCUUGGCCCUCUCCUGGGUGGGGUAUUUACUACAGAGGUGACCUGGAGAUGGUGUUUCUGGAUUAAUCUUCCCAUCGGCGGCCUGGCCCUCGUUCUGCAAGUUUUUUUCCUUCGUAUACCAAAGCACAUCAAGCCGAAGCCUGCAACGUGGAGGGAAAUCUUUCUGCAGCUCGAUUUCUCGGGUUUCAUCAUCCUUGCUGCAUCCUUGGUCUGCUACACCCUUGCGCUGCAAUGGGGAGGACUGUCCAAGAAAUGGUCAGACGGCUCUGUCAUAGCUACUCUCAUCGUUGCAAACUGCGCCAACUUCCAGGUGCUCUUCUAUCUGCCUAUUUACUUUCAGUCUGUGAAAGGCAACUCGGCCAUCAUGAGCGGUGUUUACACCCUUCCCUUCGUGUCCUUCUAUGCAGUGGGCUCGCUCCUAAGCGGGUUCUGGAUCAGCAAGACAAGGCUCCCAAUCGCCACUGAGAUCGCUAGUCCUUUACUAGCCCUCAUCGGCACCAUUCUCUUUUACCGGAUGGAUAUCAAUACCUCCAAAGCCUGGUAUGUUGGAGCACAGAUUCCGUUCGGAUUUGGCAUUGGCCUAGGCAAUCAAGCCCCUGUGACUGCUCUGCAGGCGUUCUCCAAGCCAGAAGAAGUUGCAGCCAUUACAGGCACCCUCUUCACUCCAAAUAUCAGCGACAGUGAAAUCAGUGCGGCUGGCGCCGCGGGCAUAUGGAAAACCUUUAGCGGACAGGAUCUCACUCUGGUGCUCGAGGCAUACAUGGCGGGAAUCAAAAAUGUCUUCAUUUUCUCCAUCGCAGGAGCAACCGCAACUGCACUGUUUGCGCUCUUAAUCCCUCCAACGAGACUCCCGGACCCGGAAAAGACGAAUGAGAAAGAGCAUGCAAGUGCAACCACUUGA
Messenger RNA from Grosmannia clavigera kw1407, 1470 nucleotides. Its product is annotated as major facilitator superfamily transporter gliotoxin efflux transporter. NCBI's taxonomy places the organism in Eukaryota, Fungi, Ascomycota, Sordariomycetes, Ophiostomatales, Ophiostomataceae. The record is from RefSeq and is a predicted model, not a curated record. Gene Ontology annotation, biological process: transmembrane transport. Gene Ontology annotation, molecular function: transmembrane transporter activity. Bases 1 to 1470 code for a protein of 489 amino acids. The transcript is spliced from 5 exons.